AGGACAACACAAAGUGAUGCAUUUCAAAUGGCUGCUGUGGCUGAAUUGGUUGAUUAUUUUCAGUGGAGGCAGGUUAUUGUCAUCUUUAUAGAUGAUGAUUAUGGAAGAAAUGGUGUAGCUGCCUUGAGUGAUAAGCUCGCAGAAAAGCGUUCUAAGAUCUCCUACAAAGCUGCAUUGCCAUCGGAGCCUGAUAGGAGUGACAUCUCUGAUUUGCUUGUGAGGGUUGCUCUAAUGGAGUCCCGCAUAAUUGUUCUUCAUGCGAAUCCAGAUUCCGGUCUCAAAGUUUUGAAAGAGGCUCAUUAUCUUGGAAUGACCAUAGCAGGAUAUGCUUGGAUAGCAACAGACUGGCUU
Messenger RNA from Dendrobium catenatum, 351 nucleotides. RefSeq names its product glutamate receptor 3.5-like. The transcript has a single exon. Lineage: Eukaryota; Viridiplantae; Streptophyta; Magnoliopsida; Asparagales; Orchidaceae. The annotation marks the transcript as partial. The record is from RefSeq and is a predicted model, not a curated record.